AUGUCUGAGAAAAAAAGAACAAGAAAAGUAGCUGCAGGAAGGAAACUACUGCAACAAUACCGGCAGAGGAAUGGUCCUGCUAGACCUGCAGAAUCCAAGAAGAGGAAAAUGAAAGAGGGAGGUAGCCCCAAGACAAACACCACUGGGGACUAUCCUUUACUCAAGGGUGCGGCCCAAGACCACAGAGACCCUGAGCCUCCCCCUCCCUUGGGCACUGUCACAGCUGCCAGGGUCCAGAGCAUCACAGGUCCCAAUAACACCAAGGACCUGGAGAGACACAACCAACACCUGGUGCUUGCCCUGGACUCCAGCACAAUACAAAAGCAGCAGCUCUGCAUUGAGAUCCAAAAACUGAAGCAGGAAAUGAAAGAGUUGCAGGACCAAUGGGGGAAAGACAAUAAGAAGAUGGCCUGUGUGCACGAAGCCCUGAAAGCAGAGCUGGAGCAGCACAAGCUGUCGAUACAGAUGCUGAUUAGAGACAAAUCAGACUUACAAUCUGCCCUGGCCCACAAGCAGCAAGAGGCCGAUGAAAGAGCACUGGAGCAGGAGGGUCUUACCAGCUGCCUGCAGGCUGCACAGCAACGAGUAACAGAACUAGAAACAACAUUGUCUGCAGUCAACACCACGCAGAAUGAAACUGAGAACAACAACAUAGAGCUCAUGAAAGCCCUGACUCGCGUGAAGCUGCAGCUCCAGGAAAAGGCCAGAAGUAUUGAAGACCUGGAGGACGAGAACACCGAGCUGCAGGAGAGGCUAGAAGUGCUCCUGACACAGAAGGCUGACAUGAAAAUGGAAAUCCAGAAGUUCCAAGAGGAACUAGUGGAGCGGGCAGAGUUGGAAGGCCAACUCAACAACAUGAAGGAGUUGGUGGCAAGAUUAAAGGAGGAGAGAGACACCUUUGCGGAGGACCUGAGGCUGGAGAGCUCCACGGGGAAGGAGAAAGUCCAGCAGCUGCUAGAGCAGUUGCAGAAGGAGCUCAAGACCCUGGAGGAGCAACUUCACCUCCAGGUGGAGGACAACCAGAGCCUCAGUCUCCAGAACCUGGAGCAGCAGCAGUGGCUGUGGAUACUGGAAAAGAAGGCUGAGGAAUGGGCACAGCAUGCCGAGUACCGGUGCAAGAUCCUGGAGACGAUGGAGAAGGAACAGGAGACCUUGAAACGCACGCUGGUGCACAACCGCCAGCUGAAAGGAGAGCUGGCCCAGCUGCAGGAUGCCUUGCAGAGGCUGAGCGCUGAGAAGGGGGAGCUCGCCAGCAUCCUGCACACAGAGCAGCAGAAGACAACCCUGCAGGGGAAGCUUGAUGAGCUGGAGGAGGAAUUCAAAGAAGGAAAAGACGUGGCUGAGUUCAAGCGCCAAGCAGCUGAGGGUGUGCAGGAGCUGCAUGACAAGUACCUGGCCCAGGUGCAGGAGCUGAGCGCCACCUGCAAACAGCACAGGGCCACCAGCCAGCAGCUGAUGUCAGAGAAGGAGGCCCUGCAGCAGCACCUGCUGAAGCAGAGCCAUCUGAUGGAGCAGCUGAAGCAGGAGCAGGUGCAGAGCAAGUUGCUGGCCCAGGUGGAAAGGGAGAAGUUACAGGACACUCUGAAGUGUCUGGAAGCAACAAGACAGGAGAAUGCCCAGCUGCGGGCCCAGCUGAGCACCCUGGCUUUCCCCAGGGAAGAUGAAGGCCUGAGCCAAGAAGAAGACAAGGGUGAGGAGGCGACUCCCCAUGAUGUGACUGUCCCAGAGGACGUAGAGAACCCGCAGACCAUGUGGGAUUUUUACAUGGAUGCACUGUCCAUCGCAGAAGGCAGGAAGGCGAGGAUGAGCCGGCAGCUGCAGGAGCAGCAGGCCCGCUGCGGGUGCCUGAGUCAGCUGGCAGCCCAGUGCCAGAGAAAGCUGCAGAGCCAGGCCACCUUCCCCCAGCGCUGCAUCCACAGGCUGUUCAGCAAGAGGAAGCAGGACACACAGGCGCCCAAGAAGCGGCUGCACAUCUGCUUCCCUGAAGACCUGGCCGGCAAGGGGCACCCCCAGAGUCACGUGGAUGACCUCCACCAUCGCUGCAGCCAGCUGACCCAACACCUGACCGCCAUGGAAGAGACCAUCGUGCUGUACAAGGAACAGCUAGAAAUCCUGGAGAAGCUGUGUCAGGAGAAAGAGCAGUGUGUGAGCCAGCUGUCCCAGGAGAAGAGGAGGAAGAGGAAGGAGCUGAAGGAGCUGUUGUUGCACCUUAUAGGGGAGAGCACAGAGUGCCAGGACAUGAUGCUGGCAGCCGCCCAGGCCCCUGUUGCCGAGGCCCCCUCAGACCUCUCAGUGCCCCUGAAGACAGAGGUCAGGGAGGAGCAGCAAGGCUGUGAAGAUGUGCAUCUUCAAGAAAACUUGAAGCCUGUCCCUGAAGAGGCUGGGGCGCCUGGGCCCCUGGAGAACCCCACUGCAGAGCCUCCUGUGCCGCUGCUGCCUGCCAUCCAGCCCCAGCAAGAGCCCACAGACGAGGGCAAAGAGUCCUGCCUCCCUUUCUUCUAUAAGCCACAAGCAGAUGAUGCAUUUGAAAUCAUCACCAUCUAA
This is a messenger RNA of Dipodomys ordii (Ord's kangaroo rat), 2544 nucleotides long. Its product is annotated as golgin subfamily A member 2-like. The transcript is spliced from 2 exons. Gene Ontology annotation, cellular component: cis-Golgi network; Golgi apparatus; Golgi cisterna membrane. Gene Ontology annotation, molecular function: protein binding. Lineage: Eukaryota; Metazoa; Chordata; Mammalia; Rodentia; Heteromyidae. The coding region runs from base 1 to 2544 and encodes 847 amino acids. The record is from RefSeq and is a predicted model, not a curated record. Gene Ontology annotation, biological process: Golgi organization; spindle assembly.